GGUACAUGAUUUGUGUUGCACACAGUAACUUACAGGAUGCAGGUUGCGAGUUAAGCACACAAAAAGAUGUAUUUGUAAGCAGCUUUUCUGAGACUGACUUUAAAUUUAAUUUAUUUAGCGUUGGGAAAGAUUUCUGUCUUUUGAAUCCCUUUCCAGCAGAUAAUUCUGACUUUUUGCGGUUUUUAUGGAGGAGAGUCCAGGUGCUUCUGGACCUGGAGCUGACAGAGCAGGAGGAGGACACUGUCAGGAUGAGGAGGUGAAAAAGGAGAUCCUGACAGAUGAGGAAGCUGCAGUUGCAGAUGAGGAAGAAGAUGAAGAUGAAGAUGCUCUCCCACAUUCAGAGAUUUUGGAUAUUUUCGAGGAGGGACUUGCUCGACUUGUGCAGGACCCUUUACUGUGUGACCUGCCAAUCCAGGUGACACUGGAAGAGGUGAAUUCUCAGAUUGCUUUGGAGUAUGGCCAGGCAAUGACAGUGAAGGUUGUAAAGGCAGAUGGUGAAAUAAUGCCCAUAGUUGUGGUUCAGAACGCGACCGUCCUCGACCUGAAGAAGGCCAUUCGCAGGUUUAUGGAGCUGAAACAGCAACGAGAGGGUGGAGUAAAACAUAUCAGCUGGAGAUAUGUUUGGAGAACUUUUCAUUUGAUAUUUCAGGGCGAGAAGCUUGAAGACGACAUGAUGAGGCUUAAAAACUAUGGGAUCAGAAACAGAGACGAGGUGACGUUCAUGAAGAAACUGAGGAAAAAGUGACGCCGCCGGAGGAGAACAUGUCUUCCUACAGAGUCUAACAGUUUUAUAGAUUUGACAAGGACUUUUAGUUCUAAUAAACUGAUUUUUUUGUUACUUUGAA
This is a messenger RNA of Austrofundulus limnaeus, 845 nucleotides long. RefSeq names its product small nuclear ribonucleoprotein 25 (gene snrnp25). Gene Ontology annotation, biological process: mRNA splicing, via spliceosome. The transcript is spliced from 5 exons. NCBI's taxonomy places the organism in Eukaryota, Metazoa, Chordata, Actinopteri, Cyprinodontiformes, Rivulidae. Gene Ontology annotation, molecular function: protein binding. The coding region runs from base 185 to 745 and encodes 186 amino acids. Gene Ontology annotation, cellular component: U12-type spliceosomal complex. The record is from RefSeq and is a predicted model, not a curated record.